UAGCAGUUGGCAACCAUGGGUAAAAUUGUAAACAAUAUUCUAAUGAUAAAAACACCGACUCUACGUUUACUGAUUGCACCCGCAACGCCGUAAUUCGACUAAUACGGAAUACAAAAUACUGACGAUUAUAAACAAUUACAAACCACGUUUCGUUUUGGCGCUUUAAUUUAGUAAAUAGUAAGUGAAUUUUUAUAAAUGAGUGCGAUGGACAUGAUGAAAUGUUACUUAUCAACUAACCGGAUCGUUCUGCAAGCCAACAGCACGGAUCCGUUGACCUGGCAAAAAUUGCACACAUUUUUACCAUCUUUACAUGAGCAUCUAUCUUGUCGGGUUUGUCAUAAGCUGCUCGACCGACUGAAUCCCUAUUUGGGCGGAUAUGCAUGUACAGCGUGUGUGGAUCAACAGACAACCGAAAAUUCGUCUAGCACGAUAAUAGAAUGCUACAAGAAAUUGUGUGCUUACAUACAUAGCUCAUCAUUUUACAAAGUUAUGUGCACAAGAGUUGAAGACAAACUGAUAGUCGAAUUAAUAACCGAAGUUAUUGGUUUAUCUCGAUCAGUUAAUGGCUACAGUGGAAUGGUAAAUGGUGGAGUGAUUAAAGAAGAAAUAAAAGAAGAGGACACAACUUUAUUAAACUCAUCAGAUAUUCAACUACCCAUAGACAACCAAACAUUGGAGGAGUAUAUUGACUUACAAAUAUUUGAUGAACAAGAACAGAGAAAUCAAGAUGAAUAUGUAUUCAACAAUAUUCCUGAAAAGAAGCAAAAUGAACGUGGUCAGGGCUGUCGAUGUGCUACAACUACUACUGACAAGCUAACAUGUUUCGGACAGAGAUGUCCCUGUUAUAUAGAACAAGAACCUUGUGAUCAAUGUAAAUGUAGAGGGUGCAAAAAUCCUAGACAGAAGAGAUCCAAUAAUGAUGACAACUUAGAAACAGAUAUAGUGGGUCGGAAACCAGUGAUCUUAGAACUAAUGUCUUCACUCGAGUCUUCACCCAAUAAAAGCAAGCUGGCAUUUAGUUCUUAUACAAUGAAUGAUAUGUUACCGUCUUCUUCACACAGUGAAAGUUAUGAUCAAAAUGGGACUGAACACAAACUUGAACAUGCAAACUCUAUUUUCAAUUCUCCUUGAAUAACCAGCAUUGACAUUAUUAAAAUGGAACUAGUAUAUACAUAUAUAUUACAAUAAUUUCAUGGGAUUAAUUAAAUAUAUUAUUUAUU
Messenger RNA from Myzus persicae (green peach aphid), 1220 nucleotides. Its product is annotated as E3 ubiquitin-protein ligase MSL2-like. Gene Ontology annotation, molecular function: ubiquitin protein ligase activity. The record is from RefSeq and is a predicted model, not a curated record. The transcript is spliced from 3 exons. Lineage: Eukaryota; Metazoa; Arthropoda; Insecta; Hemiptera; Aphididae. Bases 196 to 1131 code for a protein of 311 amino acids. Gene Ontology annotation, cellular component: MSL complex.